This is a messenger RNA of Rhinocladiella mackenziei CBS 650.93, 1422 nucleotides long. RefSeq lists its product as uncharacterized. The transcript has a single exon. The coding region runs from base 1 to 1422 and encodes 473 amino acids. NCBI's taxonomy places the organism in Eukaryota, Fungi, Ascomycota, Eurotiomycetes, Chaetothyriales, Herpotrichiellaceae. The record is from RefSeq and is a predicted model, not a curated record.
AUGGAUAGGACAUUCUCCAAGGCGGAAGAAGUCAUCAUCGAUCUCGGUAGUGAUCUGGCUUCAGACGUUUUGGAGGGUCUGGACCACUACCACCACAUUCCAGACGAUAUCUGGGACCGAGCUCGCGUGAUUGUUCAAACAAAAAGCUUCCGGGCCUGUUUCCAGUUUCCCGAGCUUCCGGAGGUCGGAGACGCCUUCUGGCCUGCAUAUACUAAAUUCAUGCUCCGGCCUUGGUUCAGUCGUGUAUGGAUAAUACAGGAAUAUGCCCUUGCGAAGAAGGCCAGCUUUCUCAUCGGCAGUGAGAUCAGACCCGGUUCUUACUUACCUCGAGGCAUCAUUCGCGCUUUACAGUACAUGGUCUGGCUGUACCAUUCUGACUGCAGGGAGCCCCAUGAAGAAAAACCCAACGACGAAUUCGCCAAGUGCGUGUGGGAGUUCGAUCGACCACAUACUUCCGCCCUUCUGAUCCAGGAAGCCAGAGAAUUCCAGCCCGGAGGGAUGCCGCUCAACACCCUUCUUUGGCGCACCAAGCGAUUUGACGCCACUGACCCAAGAGACAAAGUUUAUGCGGUCCUGGGCCUUGUCGAAGAUUGCGCGGUAAAGGACAGGAUCUCCAUUAAUUAUAGAACUAAGAGCAUACAUGGUAUCGGUAUGCAAGUCGCACAAUAUCUUAUUGAAUCCGGAAAAGGACCUUAUGUUCUGUACAACUGCCUUGGUGUCCGGAGCGACAAAAUGUCGUGGGCUCUUGUCUUGACCGAUCCUAACAUCGAUGCAUUUUCGGAUUUGUAUCGACCAACAGGACAGCUCGACAAUUUGGCGUAUCUUUCAUGUGGAAGGAGCCAGUUUCAGUUUAAAUGGGGACCGAGCCCGGUUGGCAAAAAUUCCAAAGGAGCACAACCGACCAUCGCUGAGCGUGUGAGAAGACUGGCCAUUAUGAACUAUUGGAUGCAGCCCGACCAUGGCGGUGGCGGACCUGCACUCAUCGUGCGUGGCUGCAUUAUCGAUAGGGUUGACUCGAGAGGUCCAGCUCUACCAUACACAAGUAUGAUAAAGCAAGAUGACGUUACUGGCCUAUCCUCCUGGCUUCCAGACAGCUGGGACUGGAUGAUAUCUGUGCAGCAACUUCAACACUUGCCACUUGAAGAGUUUACCAUGCAGUGCUGGCAGACUGCAAUUGCUGAUCUCAUCAUUCCGCCCGAAGGCGAAGGAAGGGGUUAUGUUCGCGCCAGCAAAGAGGAGGUGACUCCGCUGUGUCUGAGAGCGAUCGACAACGCAGCCAGAUUUGUAUCUGCUCAGCGUAGGAAUGCAGUGAAAGAGUUUCGACCUACAAUGCCUUUAGACGACAACUUCGAAAGGUAUAACGCCAUUCUCUCUGAGAGUUUCAGGUACAGCUUCGGCCGGCGGCUCGGAGUCACACGAUAA